Messenger RNA from Cuculus canorus (common cuckoo), 772 nucleotides. RefSeq names its product feather keratin Cos1-1/Cos1-3/Cos2-1-like. The record is from RefSeq and is a predicted model, not a curated record. Gene Ontology annotation, molecular function: structural constituent of cytoskeleton. NCBI's taxonomy places the organism in Eukaryota, Metazoa, Chordata, Aves, Cuculiformes, Cuculidae. Bases 155 to 466 code for a protein of 103 amino acids. The transcript is spliced from 2 exons. Gene Ontology annotation, cellular component: intermediate filament.
GCUUGUCAGGAAAUUCUCCCUUCCCCAGAGGGAGCCUGUGGGCCUGAGGCAGGGCAGGAGCACUAUAAAAGGCAGCCCAAGUCCCUGCUCUCUCAUCCACUUCUUUUGCCUCCUCUCCUCGGGAAGCAGCCAGGAUCAUCUCCAGGCACCAGUCAUGUCCUGCUCCGAUAAGUGCUGUCCCUGUGGCCCCUGCCAGCCCUGCGGCCCGUGCCCGCUGGCCAGCAGCUGCAAUGAGUGCUGUUGCAGGCGGUGCCAGGACUCCGUUGUGGUCAUCGAGCCCUCUCCCGUGGUGGUGACCCUGCCCGGACCCAUCCUCAGCUCCUUCCCUCAGAACACCGCCGUGGGAAACUCCACCUCCGCUGCUGUUGGCAACAUCCUCAGCUGUAACGGAGUGCCCAUCAACACUGGCUGCUGUGACCUGUCCUGCAUCAUCAGCUGCUGUGGCAACAGAUGCCGACCCUGCUAAGAUUGUUGGCAACGGCCCAGUAACAGAACCUCCAACACAAUAGAACAUGCUGCUGGACAUGAGAUUUGAGGCAUUGACUUUAGAUCUCUGAGUAUUAGUUUCCUUCUUCCACACUCUUCUCUCUCUCUUUCCUUUGCCUUUGUCUUGUCCCAAUACCAGCCUGGUGGGGGACCUGUUGGCCUUGUCACUCUGCAGGGCUGGCAGAUGGACACCCUGCAGGAGCUCCACCACAUCUUGGUGCCUGCCCCUGGUGCUCCAUGGGAACCACCCGUUUUUCUUCUUUAGACUCAUUAAAGUUGUGUUGCA